Aspergillus heteromorphus CBS 117.55 is the source of this 852-nucleotide messenger RNA. Its product is annotated as DUF1168-domain-containing protein. Gene Ontology annotation, cellular component: nucleolus. NCBI's taxonomy places the organism in Eukaryota, Fungi, Ascomycota, Eurotiomycetes, Eurotiales, Aspergillaceae. The transcript is spliced from 2 exons. Gene Ontology annotation, biological process: negative regulation of protein kinase activity. The coding region runs from base 496 to 852 and encodes 118 amino acids. Gene Ontology annotation, molecular function: protein kinase inhibitor activity; double-stranded RNA binding; protein kinase binding. The record is from RefSeq and is a predicted model, not a curated record.
AUUACAUUGGAGCAAGACUCUAACUACUCUUUCAUCAUUAUUAUUCCCAGUCCAUAAAUCUGUAUUAACCUCGGCGAUUCUCCGCUUGGAAUGCAGCUUCCGUCCAAUCGAUCGGUCCCAGGCCCCCCAACACGCGCGCCUCACCGCUCGCGAUUUAUCCGAAUCAAGCGACGGAGCACUUUUCUUCCUGCAUACUAGUCUACUACUCUACCUUCUAGCUACAUGAUUUCUCUCCGCUGAUCCACCUACAAAGUCCAACCAAUCUCGGAAUACCCUCAAAGCAAACUCCUCUCAACCUACAAGUGCGCCCCGAAUCCCGCGUCGCAACUACGCGCAAGUGUCGCAACCCCCGGAAAUCCGACCGGAAACAACCUCAUACCUACUCUACCUCACUCAUCUCACGGCUUACACACACCCCUUACUUCACCCCGACCAAGCGACUCACAACCCCCUCAACCUCAAAUUCAACCCUGAAAUAAAAAAAAAAAAGCCACCAUGUCCGAACCCAUCCCCGAAUCCAUCCCCACGAGUGCCGACCCGCGCAGCAAACGCCCCACGAAACGCCGCGCCAUAACCGCGCAAUCCUCCCAAGCGUCGCAAAUCGAAUCGCUGUUCCGCGACCCCAGCAAAGAAAUCAAGCUGCCGAAUGCCCCCACACAGCGGACGGCGGGCUCGAUGCCAGCGCCACCGGAGAUCGUGGCCAACGUGCAGGGGUCGUCGGCGGGCGCGGGGUCGGGCGAGUUCCACGUGUACAAGGCCAGUCGGAGACGGGAGUACGAGCGACUGCGGCUGAUGCAGAGGUAUGGGGUUGAGGGGGGUGAAGUGCCUGGGGUUAUUAUUCAUGAUGACUGA